Messenger RNA from Ochotona curzoniae (black-lipped pika), 3030 nucleotides. RefSeq names its product neuronal PAS domain protein 3 (gene NPAS3). NCBI's taxonomy places the organism in Eukaryota, Metazoa, Chordata, Mammalia, Lagomorpha, Ochotonidae. Gene Ontology annotation, biological process: regulation of transcription by RNA polymerase II. Gene Ontology annotation, molecular function: RNA polymerase II transcription regulatory region sequence-specific DNA binding; protein dimerization activity; DNA-binding transcription factor activity, RNA polymerase II-specific. The record is from RefSeq and is a predicted model, not a curated record. The transcript is spliced from 13 exons. Bases 1 to 3030 code for a protein of 1009 amino acids.
AUGAUCCGAAUCUUUCCGGAUUUCAGCGUGCAGGUGACGGCCGCGGCGGCCGGCGGGGCGGCCGCGGGGGUGCCGGCCGGCGCGGGCAUGGGGCGGGCUGGCGCCGCGGCCAACGGCACUCCGCAGAACGUCCAGGGCAUCACGUCCUACCAGCAGCGAAUAACUGCCCAGCAUCCUCUGCCCAACCAGUCAGAAUGUAGGAAAAUCUACAGAUAUGACGGAAUCUACUGUGAAUCUACCUACCAGAAUUUACAAGCAUUGAGGAAAGAGAAAUCCCGAGAUGCUGCACGCUCCCGCCGGGGAAAAGAAAACUUUGAGUUCUAUGAAUUGGCCAAGUUGUUGCCUCUGCCUGCAGCCAUCACCAGCCAGCUUGACAAGGCGUCCAUCAUCAGGCUUACAAUUAGCUACUUGAAAAUGAGGGACUUUGCUAAUCAGGGAGACCCCCCAUGGAACUUGCGGAUGGAAGGCCCUCCACCCAACACCUCAGUGAAAGGGAUACAAAUGUGGAAAUCUGAAAUCUGCAUGAGAAAGACACCAUGUGAAGGUGCACAACGAAGGAGAAGCCCCAGUGCACUAGCCAUUGAAGUAUUUGAAGCACAUUUGGGAAGUCACAUUUUGCAGUCACUGGAUGGCUUUGUAUUUGCACUAAAUCAAGAAGGAAAAUUUUUGUACAUAUCUGAAACAGUCUCCAUCUACCUAGGUCUCUCACAAGUGGAGCUGACAGGCAGCAGCGUCUUUGACUAUGUCCAUCCCGGGGACCACGUGGAGAUGGCCGAGCAGCUGGGCAUGAAACUUCCACCCGGACGGGGUCUCCUCUCACAGGGCACCACGGAGGAUGGAGCCAGCUCAGCAUCUUCCUCCUCUCAGUCAGAGACCCCUGAACCAGUGGAGUCCACCAGCCCCAGUCUGCUAACCACUGACAACACCCUUGAGCGUUCCUUUUUCAUCCGAAUGAAAUCUACGCUGACCAAACGUGGCGUGCACAUCAAAUCAUCAGGAUACAAGGUGAUUCACAUCACAGGACGGCUCCGCCUCAGAGUGUCGCUGUCCCAUGGGAGGACCGUCCCCAGCCAAAUCAUGGGUCUCGUGGUUGUGGCUCAUGCCUUGCCUCCCCCGACGAUCAAUGAAGUCAGAAUUGACUGCCAUAUGUUCGUCACUCGAGUAAAUAUGGACCUCAAUAUCAUUUACUGUGAAAAUAGGAUUAGUGAUUACAUGGAUCUGACCCCCGUGGACAUUGUGGGGAAGAGGUGCUACCAUUUCAUCCAUGCCGAGGACGUGGAGGGCAUCAGGCACAGCCACCUGGACUUGCUAAACAAGGGUCAGUGUGUGACGAAGUACUAUCGUUGGAUGCAGAAGAAUGGAGGAUAUAUCUGGAUACAGUCUAGUGCCACCAUAGCUAUUAAUGCCAAGAAUGCAAAUGAAAAGAAUAUCAUCUGGGUGAAUUAUCUGCUUAGCAAUCCUGAGUACAAGGACACCCCGAUGGAUAUAGCACAGCUCCCCCACCUGCCGGAGAAGACCUCAGAAUCCUCAGAGACCUCGGACUCCGAAUCUGACUCUAAAGACACCUCAGGUACUGCAGAGGACAAUGAGAACUCCAAGUCGGAUGAGAAAGGCAACCAGUCAGAGAACAGCGAAGACCCGGAGCCCGACCGGAAGAAGUCCGGCAACGCAUGCGACAACGACAUGAACUGCAACGAUGACGGCCACAGCUCCAGUAACCCCGACAGCCGAGACAGCGAUGACAGCUUCGAACACUCGGACUUUGAGAACCCCAAGGCGGCCGAGGACGGCUUCGGCGCUCUGGGCCCCAUGCACAUCAAGGUGGAGCGCUACGUGGAGAGCGAGUCGGACCUGCGGCUGCAGAACUGCGAGUCGCUCACGUCCGACAGCGCCAAGGACUCGGACAGCGCCGGCGAGGCGGGUGCGCAGGCAUCCAGCAAGCUCCAGAAGCGCAAGAAGAGGCGGAAACGGCAGAAGGGCGGCAGCACCAGCCGCAGACGCCUGUCCAGCGCCUCGAGCCCCGGCGGCCUGGAUGCCGCCGCCGCCGGCCUGGUGGAGCCGCCACGGCUGCUGUCCUCCCCGCACAGUGCCUCGGUGCUCAAGAUCAAGACAGAGAUCUCGGAACCCAUCAACUUCGACAACGACAGCAGCAUCUGGAACUACCCGCCCAACCGGGAGAUCUCCAGGAACGAGUCCCCCUACAGCAUGACCAAGCCCCCCAACUCCGAGCACUUCCCGUCCCCGCAGGGUGGCGGUGGCGGCGGGGGUGGCAGCGGAGCUGGCGGUGGGGCUGGCGGUGGCAGCGGGGGACUGCACGUGGCCAUCCCGGACUCAGUCCUCACCCCUCCGGGCACCGACGGCGCAGCCGCCCGCAAGACUCAAUUUGGCGCCUCUGCCACCACCGGCGGCGCUGCCACUGCGGCCUUGGCCCCGGUCACUUCCGACCCGCUAUCGCCCCCGCUGUCGGCGUCCCCGCGGGACAAGCACCCAGGCGGGGGUGGCAGUGGUGGCGGCAGCAAUGGGGGUGGCAGCGGUAGUGGUGGUGGUGGUGGUGGCGGCCCCGGCGCAUCCAACUCCUUGCUGUACACUGGGGACCUGGAGGCGCUGCAGAGGUUGCAGGCGGGCAACGUAGUGCUGCCGCUGGUGCACCGGGUGACCGGGACCCUGGCCGCCACCAGCACAGCUGCGCAGAGGGUCUACACCACAGGCACCAUCCGCUACGCUCCCGCCGAGGUGACCCUGGCCAUGCAGGGCAACCUGCUGCCUAACGCGCACGCUGUUAACUUCGUGGACGUUAACAGCCCCGGCUUCGGCCUUGACCCCAAGACGCCCAUGGAGAUGCUCUACCAUCACGUGCACCGGCUCAACAUGUCAGGACCGUUCGGCAGCGCGGGAGGCGCAGCCGGCCUCACGCAGAUGCCCGGCGGCAACGUGUUCACCACCGCCGAGGGACUCUUCUCCACGCUGCCCUUCCCCGUGUACAGCAACGGCAUCCACGCGGCACAGACUCUGGAGCGCAAGGAGGACUGA